AAAAGUGGGCUCUUGCUGUUUUCUUACAUCAAACAAAGUGCGUGUCUCGUGUCUUGUUGCGUUGUUUCUGUUUCAGCUUUCUUUAGUACCUGCAGAGAGUUUUUCUGGGCAGAGGAGUAAGAGAAAGAAAGGCUUUUGCUUUAAUGGAAAGCACAAUGAUGAAUGGUGGUGAUUCAUUGCUCGAGAAAAAGAAUGUUGCUGUUGGUGGUGGUGUUGAGGACGUGUACGGUGAGGAUUUUGCCACGGAGGAUCAGCUUAUCACUCCAUGGGCUGCCUCUAUCGCUAGUGGAUACACUUUGUUGAGGGAUCCACGCCACAACAAAGGGCUUGCUUUCAAUGAGAAAGAGAGGGAUGCUCAUUACUUGCGAGGCCUUUUGCCCCCAGCUAUCCUGUCUCAGGAGCACCAGGAGAAGAGGUUGAUGCACAAUCUUCGCCAAUACCAAGUACCCCUGCAACGAUACAUGGCCAUGAUGGAUCUUCAGGAAAGGAAUGAACGACUAUUUUAUAAACUUUUGAUUGAUAAUGUUGAGGAACUUCUGCCAGUUGUAUACACUCCCACCGUUGGUGAGGCUUGCCAGAAAUAUGGAAGCAUUUUCAGGCGACCUCAGGGUCUAUACAUCAGCUUGAAAGAGAAGGGCAAGAUUCUUGAAGUAUUGAAGAAUUGGCCAGAGAGAAACAUACAAGUUAUUGUUGUUACUGAUGGUGAGCGUAUUUUGGGACUUGGAGAUCUUGGCUGCCAGGGAAUGGGGAUUCCUGUAGGAAAACUCUCUUUAUACACUGCAUUGGGAGGAAUACGUCCCUCGGCAUGUUUACCUGUCACCAUUGAUGUGGGCACAAACAAUGAGCAGUUGUUGAACGAUGAGUUCUAUAUUGGUCUUAGACAAAGGAGGGCAACUGGACAGGAAUACGCUGAACUUCUAGAAGAAUUCAUGACUGCAGCUAAGCAGAACUAUGGGGAGAAAGUCCUUGUUCAGUUUGAAGAUUUUGCAAAUCACAAUGCUUUUGAGCUACUAGCAAAAUAUAGCUCAAGUCAUCUUGUUUUUAAUGAUGAUAUUCAGGGUACAGCAUCCGUUGUAUUAGCAGGACUUCUCGCAGCUUUGAAAUUAGUUGGCGGAACCUUGUCUAAUCAUAAAUUCUUGUUCCUGGGUGCUGGAGAGGCUGGAACAGGUAUAGCUGAGCUUAUAGCACGCGAGAUAUCAAAACAGACAAAAGCUCCAAUUGAAGAGACCCGAAAGAAGAUUUGGCUUGUGGAUUCCAAGGGAUUGAUUGUUAGCUCUCGUAAAGAGUCACUUCAACACUUCAAGAAGCCAUGGGCUCAUGAGCAUGAACCUGUCAAGGGGCUCUUGGAUGCUGUUAAGGCACUCAAGCCAACAGUUUUGAUUGGAUCAUCUGGAGUAGGAAAAACAUUCACAAAGGAGGUGGUUCAGGCGAUGGCGUCCUUCAACGAGAAACCACUAAUUCUUGCUCUCUCCAAUCCUACUUCACAAUCUGAGUGUACAGCUGAAGAAGCUUAUACAUGGAGUGAGGGCCGUGCUAUCUAUGCUAGUGGAAGUCCAUUUGACCCUGUUGAAUAUAAUGGGAAAGUUUUUGUGUCCGGCCAGGCAAACAACGCUUACAUAUUCCCUGGAUUUGGUUUGGGUUUGAUUAUGUCGGGUGCAAUUCGGGUGCACGAGGACAUGCUUUUGGCAGCCUCGGAAGCAUUAGCUGAACAAGUAAAGCAAGAACACUUUGACAAGGGACUGAUCUACCCUCCGUUUUCCAACAUCCGGAAGAUAUCAGCCCACAUUGCUGCUAAAGUUGCUGCUAAAGCAUAUGAACUUGGUCUGGCAUCUCGCCUCCCACGUCCUAAGGAUCUUGUCCAGCAUGCAGAGAGCUGCAUGUACAGUCCAAUCUACCGAAGUUAUCGGUAAACUUGCCGUGUAGUUAUGCACACUUUGUAGCCACUAAUGGCCAUAAGCCUUUAUUACACUUUUCAUUCUGUUUGUAUUUCUUUCUUUCUUUUUUCCCUUUUUUCUUUAAAAAGGAAAAUUCUUUUCUUUGUAAUGACUGGGUUGUGUUUAUCCAGUCUUCUACCAAUUAUUAGUUUCUCAGCCAGUGCCAGUAUGGUCUCUAGUAUUCCUAUCAGAGCUUGCGGCUUCCAUUCCCUAAUCACUUAUUUCUGAGAAUGUAUUUUAAUUAUUUUUCCACAUUUAAUGAAUUACAAUUUUUUUCUAUCA
This is a messenger RNA of Ricinus communis (castor bean), 2216 nucleotides long. RefSeq names its product NADP-dependent malic enzyme. Gene Ontology annotation, biological process: malate metabolic process; pyruvate metabolic process. NCBI's taxonomy places the organism in Eukaryota, Viridiplantae, Streptophyta, Magnoliopsida, Malpighiales, Euphorbiaceae. Gene Ontology annotation, molecular function: malate dehydrogenase (decarboxylating) (NADP+) activity; NAD binding; malate dehydrogenase (decarboxylating) (NAD+) activity. Gene Ontology annotation, cellular component: chloroplast. The record is from RefSeq and is a predicted model, not a curated record. The transcript has 19 exons. Bases 144 to 1910 code for a protein of 588 amino acids.